Messenger RNA from Phycodurus eques (leafy seadragon), 3379 nucleotides. It is a transcript of the gene nbn, whose product is annotated as nibrin. The transcript is spliced from 17 exons. Gene Ontology annotation, molecular function: damaged DNA binding; protein binding. Lineage: Eukaryota; Metazoa; Chordata; Actinopteri; Syngnathiformes; Syngnathidae. Gene Ontology annotation, biological process: mitotic G2 DNA damage checkpoint signaling; double-strand break repair via homologous recombination. Gene Ontology annotation, cellular component: Mre11 complex. The record is from RefSeq and is a predicted model, not a curated record. The coding region runs from base 138 to 2618 and encodes 826 amino acids.
UAGACGCAUGCUUUUGACGUCACGCAGUCGCGCGCGCAUAGCAUAGUCCCUGCAAAGUGGCGACAGCUCGGAUUUCUGUGUUUUUUAUUUAUCGUAAUUUAGAUUUAUCGAAUGUUGUAAACGCGUCUGAGAACAAAAUGUGGAUAUUGAGUCCAGUGGAGCACGGAGGUGAGAUCCACUAUCUCCUCUCCAAUAAAGAAUAUGUGGUGGGUCGCAAGAACUGUGACAUCCUGCUGUCCAGUGACCAGUCGAUCAGCAGAGUUCAUGCCCACCUCAUUGUUACUGAUCAGACUCUGACCCUGAGGGACACCUCCAAGUACGGUACCACCAUAAACAGCCAGCCCCUGCCAGAGAACACUGCAAUCACCCUGAAGUCAGGGGACAGCAUUACAUUUGGGGUCUUUCAAUCCAAAUUCAGUGUGGAUCAUCUGAAGCCAGUGGUGUGUUCUUCUUGUUUGGACAAUGAUGGCAAAGCUGUACUCUCUCAGGCUCUGCAGCUUUUUGGAGGAAAGCUGGUGAGCUUGUGGACUCAAGACUGCACUCACCUGGUCAUGCCUUCUGUUAAAGUCACCAUCAAGACGAUUUCUGCUCUGCUGUGUUGCUGUCCCAUUGUGAAGCCAGGGUUCUUCUCAGAGUUCAACACAGCGGCACAGCAGAAGCUACCCCCUCCGAAAGCUGAGAGAUUCAUCCCUGACAUUGAUGAGCCCAGCUUGAUUAAUGAGGACCUGAACCUGGAGCCAGAUCUCAGGCGCAAGUGGCUUUUUGCAGGAACAACCUUCAUUUUCCUCACAAGCAAGCAGCUCAAGCGUCUUGGUGCAGCAGUGAGUUUCGGAGGUGGCACGAGCAGACUCCUGGAGGAGGGCUCCCUCCCCCGUGACCUCCUGGAGUCCCCACAGAGCUGUGUAGUGGAUUUUACUGCUGGCAACUCCCAACCUCCCCUUCCAGCUUCAACCACAGAGUGGCAUAAUUCUGUGAGAAACAUUGUUCAAAGGAAAGGCUUUCGAGUCAUCACAGAGUGUGAAGUUGGAUUGGCUGCCAUGUACACCUCACGUGACAUAUACUGCAACCCUUCCAGUCUAAUUAAAGCCACAGUGACAAAGACGACGUCAAGAAUUCCCAGCGGAUCUCUCUCCCAACAUGUAGUGGUGGAUGAAACCGUUUUACCUGCAGGAUCGCAAAACAUCACAGCGUACGCAGUCAACACAGAGGCAUCGCACAUUACAGAGCGGUGCACGGUAAGCGGGAUUACACCGGUGGGAGAGACUCAGGAGAAAAGGCAGAAUCAAAACACCGCUCUUACUAAUGGCCCAAGAGCCACAACCCAGAAGAUGAACACUCAGUGCAUUGUGGCAGAUUCACCCAGCUCGUCGUUCAGCACAACAGAAAGCACACAUUCCAAGAGGAAGAAACCUGAGUCCAAAGUGACAGGCCAGGACGUUAACAUAGCAACUUUUCAGCCUCCUCUGGUCAAGUCCACUGGUGGUAAGAAGACAUUCGAACCGAAGAAAUUUCCUCAGAAACAACAAAUCUCUCCACAAGCUUCCCCACAGAAACAAGCAAGAAUGACCAGCUUUUUUAAACCAGUCAACAAGAAAAGGCCUUUGGACGAGGAGCUCUCUGUCGUCAUGUCAGAACCAAAGCGUCCUGCACUUGAGUCUGACAUCAUCGUUCAGGUGGCAUCUGUAGACGCUCCCUCAUGUUCAGACAAAGCCCCCGGGGCCCCUUCCCAGAUGCCGAUGGACUCCGAAAAUGAUUUUUUCAUCAGUCGGGCGGCGGCUUCGUCCCACCUGAGACAAAAGAGGAAGGAACUGGAAGAAGAAAUAGAUAUGGUCGAACUGGAGUCUAUAAUGUCUGAGGAUAUGGACUGCUUGGACAAGUCUUUUUCAGUCAGCGAAUCCCCACAAGCGCGAGCCAAUUGUUCUGAACGGAUGUCAAAAAAUGAAGAGGCUUUGAGUAAGAAGCAACGAGUAGCCUGUGAAAAUGAUGAAGACACCAGGAGCCAAAGGUCACCAUUGGAACCGGUAGAAGAGCUGUUUCCAUAUCAGCGCCACCAAAGUGAGCACAAAGUUAUCCCCCCAACGACUGAGAAACUUCACCCAUCAGCAGAGAGAAUGAGUAGCAAAGUUUCAUCUGGCAGCACAAGUCAGCAUGUUGAAGCUAACAGAGAGUCCUCCACAGAGGAGUUAGGCCACUUCAAAGAAGAUGAUAUUCAGCCCCAAGAAGCGACUGCGGUUCACCUCAUGAAACCUGUUGACAUGAAACAGGAGACCCAAAACACGAAGCUGGAUGAAGACCUCCCUAAAAAGCUGAUUUUGGUGGAAUUUAGAUCCCUCACGGUGAACUUGCUCCACAAAACUAAACCACAGCAGAUGCACACCAACGGCUUUGUGAAGAACUUUAAACGUUUUCGCAAGAUGCGAGUGCCCGCGACAGAGAACUCUGCACACAUCAUCGGGGGGGCUGACCUGCUGGCUCACAACCGUGGCAAGAACUCCGAACUUGAUGAAUGGCUGAAAGAUGCAGAGGAGGGCGAGCGGCAGAGCAGACUGGAGGAGAGUGAAGGAGAUAACCUGUUUAGUUUACAGCAAACACUUCAGCCUGCACAUCCUCAGUUCUAAUCAUGGACUCAUCCUGAUCAACAUAAUUAAGGGGAAUUAUGGGUUCUUUCGUCACAGUGGUCUCCAAGGUAACGGGUGAUGUAAGAUGGUGUGUUUUCUUUGACAAAGCACAAAAAGAGAUUGAGAUUGACUGUGUGCAUGUGUGUGUGUUGAGGCUAAACUGUUUUAUCACUGAGUCAUACUCAGUCAGUCAUGCAGAGCAGGGGAAUAGACUAUGCUGCUAAGACAACAGCCCAGUGCAUUUCGGUAGCUUGAAACAAGCAAGUGUCCAGACGUGCUUUAUUGGAAGGCUGUUUGCUUAAAGCUGUUCAAACACUUUCAUCUUUUAUGGCACUUCUUCUGGGCUGUUUUUUUGUUUGUUCAAAAUGCCUUCCAGCACAUUGAAGGAUGAGCCAUGAGGAAUGUUAAAAGCCCAUCUCGAGGGAGUGAUGACAUCAACUGUUUGAUGUGUGUUUGCUUGUGUCUUUAGGUACAACCCCACCAAAUUAACCAGGAAGAGAUGAAGAAGCAAGAAUGGUCAGAUCAUCUCCAGUGAUAAUAAAAAUGUACGUUGGUAUAGCUACCAUGUUUGUUAACCACUAAAAUUAGUCCACUUUACACUGACCUAACGACACCACCGACGGCAAAUAUUGUAAAGGUUUCAAACACGUUCUGAGGUUUUUCACUCAAUUAUUUUUAUUUGUCAAUGAUAAAAAAUUACAGACAAAGCAUUUCAUAGUCUGGAGUUGUACAAGAAAGCAUUAAAAGUUUACGUGCCAAGA